This is a messenger RNA of Dreissena polymorpha, 4855 nucleotides long. RefSeq lists its product as uncharacterized. Bases 441 to 3749 code for a protein of 1102 amino acids. The transcript is spliced from 6 exons. The record is from RefSeq and is a predicted model, not a curated record. NCBI's taxonomy places the organism in Eukaryota, Metazoa, Mollusca, Bivalvia, Myida, Dreissenidae.
CCGAUUUUCAGUAAAUGGGAAGUGAUUGUAUAGCACGUUAAUAAAUACGCGUAAGGAGAAAACAUUCAUUUAAUGUGAGUUGAACACAUAGAGCAAAACAACAGAUUAUGUGGUCUUGACGUGGUGCUGAUGGACGAGAAACGGCAGCGUGCAUUAGGCAUUUGACAUUACCAACCUCGAGUGCGGUUGAACAAAAGAACACAAACGAACCACUACUUUCAGUGAAAAUAUGAGCGCAAAUAUGUAACACAUAUCCUUAUUCAAUAAACCAAGUUGAAACAGCUAUGAAAUGUGAAACGGUCAUGAAUGGUGCAGUCACAUAUCAAGCAUUUAUAUCAGUACUGGUAGCAAGAAACGCCAUUAAGCAUGUAAAGCGUGAAUACGAAAUAGCAGUAAAACAUACAGACUAGGUGGCUAGGUAGAGAUACUUUUCAUAAAAAAUGACGGAUCUGAAAGAAAAAAUCAGUGAUCACAAAAUGGUCAAUUUGAUUAAGUGCAUUCUUGCCGGGUUUGUAACCAGGGAAGCUCUUAUACCAUUCGUCACGAAUGUUAUGGAGGAUGUAAAGGAAUGCUUAAGACGUCAAACUAAAAAUGUAACAUGCGGUAUUUGCUCAACACCAAAUGUCAUUGAUUGCCCAGCGAAGGGCACAUGCAAUAUAUAUCAACGAAAGUGCUCCUUUCAUUUGAAACAUAAGUUCAAGAAGUGCGUAUCAGGUGUUUGUCAGACGCUUAGAGACGCCAUAUCAAAACUACACCGCCAUGAAAACCCAACUUGGUGUAAUACGGACGCCACAAUAUGGUUGAAAGAACCGUGGGAAGUCGCAAAGUGUUUUCUUCCUCCAAAAGGCUACGUUGGUAAGGCCAGUGCUGAUGAAACAGAUAUCAAUGGAAUAAUAAAUUUGAUCAUUAACUGUCGACACUUUGACAACGAAAUUGGUGACGACCUUCGCAAGCAGGAAAACGUUUGUACCAUCGUAAGAGAAAAGAUGCGAGAUAUAAGACACGCGUCACAGACUGAUGUUUCUGAUGACGUCAUGCAUGACGUCAUUAACGCGUUGACCAAUCUUCUGAAAGAUAUAAGACGCCCUGACAGUGUUCCAGAAUGCAUAAAGGCAAUACAUAAACUGAAUGAGAUAGAGCAAGACGAUUACGACAUCAAAUCUGAAAGUAUCGAUGUACAAAAUGACGUGUUGAAAGAGCUUGUGUCAUUGAACGUAGAGGACAAAGUGGAAUAUUUAUACCAUCACUUUAGCAAGAAGCUCCAAAUUUUGAGUACCGAAAUUGCGAAAAUGAAGGAUGCACCAGAAACAAAUCAUGCUCGUCUGACAGAAGACUUCCAAGAAGAUUUGAAAAACUUUUAUAUCAAGUUCAAAAAUCAGCUUCCCAUCUAUCCAUUACCGCCGCGUGUGAAAGGGACGGUAGAACACCUUUAUGUUACGCCAAAUGUUAUCAGACUUGACCACGGAAAAUUCAACAGAGAAUCACAGCACCGCAGACAUUCAUUUAGAAAGUCAUACUCAGCAGAUGAAUUACACCUGUCUGACGUUCUACUCGACCAUGGCAACAUCGUUAACGUAGUUUAUAUCGAAGGUGAGCCAGGGGUUGGAAAAACCGCCUUUUGCGUGAAAACUGCAUUGGCAUGGGCUUCAAAUCAUGACCCUACAGACACUGACAGGUUUUUUCAGUCUGAAACGCUUGGUCAAUUCAAAUUCGUUUUCUUGGUGUUCCUACGGGACUUCAGUGGUCGUGAAUGCGAUAUUGACAAGAUGAUUUACCACCAUAUUCUUGCAAACCUGCCGGCCAAAUACACUGAUCAAUUUCUACAGAGGGUGCUUGAUGAAGAAGUUUGUCUCAUUAUUCUGGACGGACUGGAUGAGUGGCGACAUAGGAACAACAGUGAUUGCUAUUGUGGAGCACAAACAAUGAUUCCACGGCGAAGAAUGCGCGACAAAUGUUUAGUCCUGACAACCACACGACCGUGGAAAAUGGCAUUCGCAAGGAUGUCGUCCGAUAUCGAAAUUGAACGAGUUUUCGAAAUAACUGGUGUGAAAGAUCCACGCGACCUUGCAGAAAAGGUUAUCCAAUGUCUUAACAAAAAGACAGGAAGAAAUGUGUUGCCAGAUGAUUUCUUCAACUCGGUAGAGGACCACAAUUUGACACACUGUCUUAACGUGCCAGUGCUCAACAUGCAACUCCUGUAUCUUUGGUAUACAGGAGGAAAACUUGGAUCAUCCGUGUGCGACAUCUAUAGGAACAUGAUAGAUAUGUUGUUUGGGCAACUUAGAAUGCGUAUGUCAUCGGGCAGUGAUAUGGAGCAGUUGCGAGACGAUGCAAAUGACAAAACUCAAGAUGACCUUUUAGAAAAACUGCAAAAACUAGCGUUCGACACCUUGAUUGACCAUGAAAGAGAAUCGUCAAUUGUGUUUGACCAAUCUGUGGUUGACAAAGCCUUAAAUUCAGAAGAAAAGAAAAAGGCACUACAAGUUGGGAUUUUAACCCAAAGAUCUUUUCUCCAACCGAACGCUCAACAUGGCUCAGUUUUGUCAUUCUUACAUAAAACAUUCCAAGAGUUUCUUGCAGCACGCCACAUUGCUAAGUCGGUGUCUCAGACAAACAAUUUAAAGAAAUCAAUUGCAAAUCUCGAUGGACACUUGCUCAAAAUACAUGACAUCGCAACCUUUUUCGAAUUUUUGUGCGGCAUUGACAGCGAAAAAGCAGUUGCGUUCUCGGCAUCUCUCAUGAACUUUGUUUCUAAUGAUUGUGAAGCAAACUUAAAUGCUAUUGGUACAGAAAACAGUGUACAGGACUUACAAAAUCUGCAUAUAAUUCAGCAAGCACAAGACUUGGUUCUCAAGGGACUCAGAGAAUCAAAAAGCAAUCAGCAUGAAGCGCAUUUAUAUCUUACCCAUGUGACUGACAGACACGUGAAAAACACAGAGGUAUGGAGGGAGCUUGUUAAAAGAAACGAAACGAGGAUCGUAUCGGUGUAUUUAGAGGAACUCAAUGACAAACCGACCAUUGAUGUCUUCAGAUCAGUUUUUUCAUCGUCGAAUGAUACACUUGUGUACGUAACACUGAAAGAGCGAUGUACGGAAAUAGAUCUUAGUGUAUGUAGACAUUUGAAAUACCUCUGCAUCGCUGGAGAAAAAGAGCCAGCAAAAACUACCGCGUCCACAGAGAGUAUGAUUACCUGUAGCCUUGAACGCGUUUCGGAAGUGACAGAAAAGGUUAUGUUUGCGGCAUUAUCGAAGAAUUCUGAAUGUUUGCAAAAUCUACACGUACAUCAAUGUAAACAUACAAAUGAUCUUGUCAACAUGCUGCCGGAAUUGACGCAUCUUAAACGCUUGAAAAUAUGCCACAUUGACUUUACGAAAGAGCCAAUUGAACGACUUUCGGGAACAUUGACUUAUGUGUACUUUGAACUUGUAACUAUUAACGUUGUUACGAUAGAGAGGCUGACGAUGUUAUAUGAAGGAUCCAACCAUUCCGUGACCUUUAAACUAAAAGAAUGCAAUGUUGUACCACAUCAGGAAUUCAUUGCUUUUAAAAAGAAAAUCAGUUCUUCUAACAAAUAUAACGUCAUGAAAGACGGGUACAAAAUGCAAGCGCAAAAUCUCCCCUUAGAUUACGUCUUUGAUGGAAUGGACGAAAUGUAUGUAUUCAAAUACUCGCUCAAUCCGAACACUAAGUUAAAUACAGAUGACAGCAAGUGCACUACGCUAUAUGAUAGAACCGUUUCAAGCGUUUGAGAUAACCAUAGAUGUAUAUUCUUUACAUAUUUGAUGACAGGUCUAUUGAAACAAUCAAGAACUAUAACAAAAGAAUACGUUGAAUUUACGAGCAAAGCUCAUUAUUUGCCCACGGACGAAUGGACAUCAUCUAAUCAGGUUGGCUUCGAUAAAUGUUCAUAUUAUGACAUAGUUACACCUGUUUUUCAUGACAUAACAUGUUACACUGAGCACUUGCACAGUCUUCUACGACAAGUAGAUACAUAUGUUUGUAGAAAAUGAUGCAAACUUCGGACAAAUGGAAGAACAAUUAUGUCAUAUUGCAGUUUCUCUUCAAACAAGAAUUGUAUUGGAAUGAAAUAAUCUGUGUAUUUUUGUAACAUAUGUAUUUUUGUUUAUGUAUAGAAUUUAAAUUGUUUGACGAUCUUCAAAUUUCGUAUAUUGUGCAUAUACUAGUAUAUUUGCAGCAUAUACUAGUGUAUUUGAAGCAUAUACUAGUGUAUUUGAAGAUUUUGAUAUGUGCAUAGUAUGUCUAAAGUUUAGAUCUGUACGAGCUGUGCGGUAAAACAUUUUCAAAAAUAAGACAAUCGUUCAAUAAGUAUUUAUAACAUUAUUGCCUAAAACAUGGUCUAAUUUUGCUCAGUACAACAUUAUUUUCUAUCAUUCUAGAAUUUUUUUCGUCGGUUCAUUUCCAGCUAACGGAAAUGAAGUGUUGACAAAAUUCAUUUUAGUUUGAAACUCCUUUCUUGAGGCGCAAGUUGGAAUCUCGCUUGGGCCUUGUAUCGAAACAUAGUUUUGGAGAUGUUCACACAUUUUUCUUAAAGAUAAGCGUUAUAUUUUAAUUGCUGCUGAAAACAUAGUGUAAUAGUGAACAGUGGGAAUAUGAAUUAUUGUAAUAUGUUUCUAAAUGUUUGGGGUAACAGCGUCGAUAUGCCCCUUGAAUUCGAAACAAAGUGGUUUGGUUUUUGUUACCUUUAUAAUACAAGAGAUCUUAUUGCCAUUUUUGACAAUCCGUAAUGUUGCGGUCAUGAUUGAUAGCUGACAAUUUUAAUUGUGCUUUGUACACAAGUUGUAAUGUUCACAUAAUUUGCAUAGUAUAUGUAUUUAAUAAAAUAUUUUGGAUUUAA